CACUCAAAUCCAAAGUAAUCUGUUUGUUUAGUAGUAAUAUACAAUCUUUCCAUUCUUUGAGAUCUUUGAUUAGGAUGGCUUCUUUCAUCAACUGCUUUAUCUUGGCCUUAUUUAUGGCUCUCACAUUUUCAGGCGUGGAUGUCAGCAUGGCAGCUCGUCAUCUCCUGCAGCAGUUGCCACAACCACAAUUGCCACCAUUGCCGACUCUGCCCACUGGGCUGCCGCCAUUGCCAUCAAUCCCAACACUACCACAACAGCCCACAAUCCCGACCAUACCCAUAAACCAGCCAGCUCUGCCACAGCCCACCAUUCCCACAAUCCCCACUAACCAACCAUCUCUGCCUAUGCCUUCCCUGCCCAAGCCUGGUGCUCUGCCUCCACUUCCCAGCAUCCCCUCAUCGCUGCCUACCCUUCCCAAAGUCACUCUACCACCACUGCCCUCCAUCCCUUCUAUCCCUCUCCUCUCCCCACCACCUGCGAAUUAAUUGAAAAACUGUCCUUGAAAAUGUUGUCUUCAAUCUGUCCCCUCUAUGUGUACACAUUGUCUGGAGUAUACUGGUUUUGAUGUCUAAGUUCAUUUUCCAUUGCAUGCGUGAUUGUUUGCACAAAUUGGAAUCUAUAUGGUUCAGUGUAAUAUUUGAGACU
Messenger RNA from Rubroshorea leprosula, 645 nucleotides. Lineage: Eukaryota; Viridiplantae; Streptophyta; Magnoliopsida; Malvales; Dipterocarpaceae. The record is from the annotation of a GenBank genome assembly.